AUGGCCCUAUGCUGCGUUGUGCAGGUCUCGCUAACAGGGGUAUUGUUCGCAGGGGUCCUCAUAAGCUCCAACAUCUCUGGCUACAUGACCGGCAGCUCACUCAUCGCCCUGGGACUGUCUUGGUGGCAGGCUAUCGUCGCCAUUGUGAUCGGAAACAUUCUGGCGACCAUUUUUAUCGUCCUCAACUCGCUGCCUGGGGCGUUUUAUCAUAUUGGAUUUCCUGUGGUGAAUCGAUAUGUCUGGGGCAUGUAUGGCAGCCAGUUUGUCAUCUGGAACCGCAUCUUUCUCUCUCUCAAUGCCUUCCAGGCUUGGAUUGGAGGCGAGUGUGUCUAUGUCUGUCUGCAAGCCAUUUGGCCCUCGCUGGAGAAGCGCAUCCCCAACCACAUGCCCGCCGACACCGGUAUGACGACCGCCGAAUUUGUGGGGUACAUCAUCUUCAUGGUCCUCUCGCUUCCCGUCAUCUAUGUGCGACCGCAUAAGCUGCAGAAAAUGUUCUACAUCUCUGCCGCCAUUGUCAUUGUUUUCGAAUUCGUGCUCCUAAUUUGGUCUCUGGCCACCAUGGGUCCCGACGGCUUCGGUGACACACUAGCUUCCGGGUCGCAUGUCUCUGGGUGGAUGAUCGCGUAUGGGAUUAUCAGCACGAUCGGCAGCAUCUGCGCCGGAAUCCUGAACCAGAACGAUUACGCGCGGUUUGCACGACGACCCCGAGAUGCCAUCUAUGGUCAAAUCUUUAGUGCAGCACUGUACGCCAUCAUCUGCGGCAUCAUCGGCAUUCUCGUCACGGCCGCCACGCAGGAGCGCUAUGGAGAAGCCUACUGGAAUCUUCCCAAGCUCCUGGGUGCAGUCAUUGAGACUGGUGGUCCGCGAUCGCGCGCGGCGGGCUUCUUCGGAGGUAUCGCGCUGAUCAUCUCGCAGAUGGGGGUAAAUGUGCCGGGCAACGCUUUGUCUGGAGGGUUCGAUCUGGCGGCGACCUUCCCCAGGUACAUCAACAUCCGUCGGGGCGCGUACCUGACGGCAUUAGUCUCCAUUGCAGCCAAUCCCUGGAGAUUGGUCAACACGGCCACGGUCUUCAUCACGGUCCUCAGUAGCUACUCGGUGUUCAUGGCGCCGAUGAUCGGGAUGAUGAUCGCCUCGUACCUGUGCGUCCACCAGCGCAAGAUCAAGGUCCCAGAUCUCUUUGUAGGAGAUGCACGGAGCAUCUACUGGUAUACAUCCGGGGUGAAUUGGCGGGCCAUCGUCGCGUGGAUUUGUGGGACAGUCCCCUCGCUUCCCGGCUUCAUAGCCUACGUCAACUCAACCAUUCAUGUUCCGGCCGGGCUGAUGCAUCUCUACUACAUCUGCUUCCUCAGCGGCGCGUUGAUUGCCGGCGCCGUAUUUGUGGCACUGCAUUAUGUCUUUCCCGACCGACGUGUGCGAUCGUUCCUCGCGUCGGCGCCUACAUCCCAGAUGCUGAUCGAGGAAUACCGGGACCAGCAGAUCUCAGUCGAAGCGGUGAUUUGUGAAAGGCCUCCGAAACUGUCGGACGAUGAGUGA
Aspergillus niger is the source of this 1533-nucleotide messenger RNA. RefSeq lists its product as uncharacterized. Gene Ontology annotation, molecular function: nucleobase transmembrane transporter activity. The transcript has 5 exons. The record is from RefSeq and is a predicted model, not a curated record. Gene Ontology annotation, biological process: transmembrane transport; nucleobase transport. Bases 1 to 1533 code for a protein of 510 amino acids. NCBI's taxonomy places the organism in Eukaryota, Fungi, Ascomycota, Eurotiomycetes, Eurotiales, Aspergillaceae. Gene Ontology annotation, cellular component: plasma membrane.